Messenger RNA from Penicillium hordei, 906 nucleotides. RefSeq lists its product as uncharacterized. Bases 1 to 906 code for a protein of 301 amino acids. Lineage: Eukaryota; Fungi; Ascomycota; Eurotiomycetes; Eurotiales; Aspergillaceae. Gene Ontology annotation, biological process: oxaloacetate transport; succinate transmembrane transport; thiosulfate transport. Gene Ontology annotation, molecular function: oxaloacetate transmembrane transporter activity; sulfate transmembrane transporter activity; succinate transmembrane transporter activity. The transcript is spliced from 4 exons. The record is from RefSeq and is a predicted model, not a curated record.
AUGAGCCAAUCAAUAGACAUAUCUGAGUCAAUUACCUAUCCCAAGUGGUUCGGGGGUUCUGCAUCAUGCAUGGCAGUCCUUGUCUCUCACCCUUUGGACCUGAUCAAGAUCAGAAUGCAAAUGGAGCAGGGUAGUGUUAAGGCUGGGACACUCAAUACCUGGAUUCGAAUCGUUCGGGGAGAGGGCGUACUUGCACUUUAUAAUGGGCUAUCAGCAGGGUUCAUGCGACAGCUAACAUAUGGCUCUGUCCGCAUCGGCCUAUACGAGAGACUAAAAGAACAAACCAAAGCGAACAACAUUCCCACCUCACCACCAGUCCUUGGCCUCUUAGCUGGAAUCUCUGGAUUUAUUGGCGCAAUCUUCGGUAACUCCUCAGAUAUCGGCAAUAUCCGUAUGCAAAAUGACGGUUCACUGCCUCCUCAUCUUCGUCGCAAUUACCGGCAUAUAUUCGAUGCGUGGAGGCAGAUCAAGCGCCAGGAGGGAUGGACGGCCUUUGGACAGGGACUGUGGCCGAAUGCCUUUCGCUGUGGUGUGAUGACCAGCUGCCAGCUUGCAUCAUAUGAUACCUUUAGUGAUCUAAUAGUGGCAACCACUGGGAUUCAUAACGAUCAUCCUGGUUUGCAUUUGUCAGCAUCUUUCUUGGCCGCGCUAGUUGCUACGACACUGUGCAGUCCGAUUGAUGUAGUUAAGACUCAGUUAAUGGGGUCUUCAAGCAAGCAAGGGAUACUGCAUGUGGUAAAGGUUCUUACAACGGCAGGGGGAAUGAGAUGGGUCUUUCGAGGGUGGACGCCCGGUUUUGUUCGGCUGGGACCACAGACUAUGGCAACGCUGAUUCUUUUGGAGCAGCACAAGCGGUUAUAUAGGGAUUUCAAAGAGAAGACAAAUACUCAGAAAAUCUCCCUAUGA